AGUUCGCUACUAAAAUUGACCAGUCAUGCCAUAAAAAAUAGAAAAGCAAGUUGAAGAAAUUCCAAAAUGUAUUAAAGACUUUUCAACAAACACACAGCUUCUUCCACACUUUGAUACCCCACCCCACUCAUUCUCCUUUCCACACACUUUCCCUCUCUUUUUCUUCCCUCUCCUCCUUUUGGAUUUUCUUUCCUUUUCUUCUGUGCCCAAACACUUUUUUUGACUUUCCCAAGCAUUUCAUCAAGGUAUGAAACCCUCCUCCAUCUUCCCUGACUCCGACACUCCCCUCAUCGUCCUUCUAGUACUGCUUCAGAUUUCCCCAUUUCUCUCAUGACUUUCUCUCCCUUCUUUCUCCCAUCAGAUAAUCCCCACCAUCCUCAGAAUUCAGUCCCCACCCCAGCAGUGUCAUGCGUUCCCCACAGCCCCUCCGCAACGGCGACACGCCGUCGCCGCACCACCGCACCCCUGACCAACACCCACACUUCCACUCCACCGUGGCGCUGCGUAAGCUCAGGCGAUUCAACUUGCUCAUUCUACUGUUUCGGUUUGCCGCCUUCUGCUUCUCCCUUGCCUCCUCUGUUUUCAUGGUCACGAACUCCGGCGGCUCCGAUUCCCCUCAUUGGUACGAUUUUGGAGCUUUCAGAUUCGUUCUCGCUGCAAACUCAAUAGUGGCGCUGUACUCCCUCUUCGAAAUGGCCGCCUCCGUCUGGGAGAUCUCCCGCGGAGACACUCUCUUCCCCGAAAGCCUCCAGGUCUGGUUCGACUUCUGCCACGACCAGGUGUUUGCUUACCUUUUGAUAUCGGCGGCGUCGGCGGGAACAGAGCUGGCGAGGACGCUGAAGGGGAAGGAGACAUGUACUGCGACGAACGCAUUCUGCGUCCAGGCUGAUAUAGCGACGGCGUUGGGAUUUGCCGGCUUCCUGUUCCUGGGGUUCUCGUCCCUAUUAUCGGGUUUUCGGCUCGUCUGUUUCAUAAUCAGCGGCUCUCGUUUGCAUCUUUAGAAUUGACGGUUGCAAUUAAUCGCCUCCAAGGCUUUGAAAUUUUUUUCUUUUUCUCUAUAUCUUAAGUUAAGAGGAACUCUAUUCCAUCCUUAACUUACCCAGAAAAAAAAUUAUUACUUGACUAUUUAAAUUAUUACCAACUCCUACGCUUUUAUUUUGUUGACUGAUUUUGCUGCCUCUUUCUUCUGUAGCCAUCAACAUGAUAUUUGUUCUAUCUUUUUUUAAAAAAAAAAUUUAGUAUAU
Molecule: messenger RNA, 1244 nt
Organism: Rubroshorea leprosula
Lineage: Eukaryota; Viridiplantae; Streptophyta; Magnoliopsida; Malvales; Dipterocarpaceae
Source: the annotation of a GenBank genome assembly